GGUGCAUAAAGAAUUAAUACAUUUAAUGUUUCAUUAAAAUUGAAUGGACCAAUCACCGGCCACAUAAACAUCAGCUACUGAAUUCUACAAUGGAGGUGUAAUCACAAAAUAGAUAAAUGGUGUACAUAUCGGCCGGCGAGUGUAAUUGUUAAGCGUUAUCACAUAAUUUUCUUGAUUGAGUACUUUGUUGUUGUCAUAAUAAUACGUUUAUAUUUUUCUACUUUUCUAUGAGUAUGUAGUCGCAAAUAAAAUAAAAAUAUACAAAUUUCAACUUGUAAAUUAGCCUCAAGAGCUGUACUUUUGUCGUCAGAUUUGUUUCACACGGCGUCAACACAAUCAUGAACAACGAUAAGUAUCUGAAGAUGUAUACAAAAUUUAAGAAAAGCUACAAAAAUCCGUCUGAAAUGAAGUGCGAAAUAAUAUACGCUCUCCGUGAGUGCCGAGACAGAUAUUUAUUGCACAGUAGUGUAAUGUUAUCUGAAAUGUUAUUAGCUCUCCAAACUGUUCCACCGUAUUUUACUGACGAUGACACGGGACUCGUUGUCGAUACAAUAACGUACCAUGAUAUCGAUCAGUUUGAUAAUAUGGAAGAAUAUAUUAUAUUUCGAAAAGCCUGUUCUUACUAUGAAGCUGAAGAAUAUCUAGCAUGUGCUCAUAUAACUGAAAAAAUGAAAAACCCCGAAGCCAUGUUCUUACACUAUAUGUCAAGAUAUUUACAUGCAUACAAUCGUUUGAUAUACGAACGUACUAGUUUAUUUGAGGAUCCCAAACCUUUGGAACUACAAACUUCUUACAAGUUGCUGCUAGAAGAACUUUUAAUUUUAACAGUUCAUGGUCGUGAAGAAGAUAUCGUAAAAUCUGAUAAUGAUGACAAUUUUGAAAAAAAAUUAGAUGAUAUCAUACCAAAGUUGGCUUCAUUAGAUAGCGUUGGCCGCCGUAAAUGUACAAAAAAAGUCAGUGAAACACCAGCAAAUAAAAAACCAUUGACUAGAACUACUGGAAAAGUGUGUAAGGACCCGUACUUGUUUUGGCUUACUGCGGUAAUAUUGAAAAAGUUAGAUCGAAACAUCGAAGCUAAAAAACUACUAAUCAAAGCAUUAGAGAUACAACCUUGCCAUUGGGCUGCUUGGCUUGAGCUUUCCACUCUUAUUAAAGACGUAACAGUGUUUGAAGAAUUAGAACUAAAAAAUCACCCUCGUCAUUGGAUGCAAUUUAUUUGUAUGGCACAAGUGUACUUGGAUUUUCAGAUGACUGACAAAGCCAUACGAUUGUAUAAUGACAUUUUACAACAUGGCCAUGAAGCAUUUCAAAAAUGGACGUAUUUACGUGGCCAGCUAGCUGUUGCUUACCAUAACAAAAGAGAUAUAUCCAAAUCCGUGAAAGAGUAUAUAAAAGUACUUCAUAUGGAUCCUUUCAAAUUAGAUAAUUUAGAAUUAUUGUCUAAUUUAAUGUAUGUGUGUGAUCUUCACGAUCAACUCGUUAUGUUGUGUUUACAUGCAACUCAUAUUGACCGUUAUCGCCAAGAAACGCUGUGCAUUCUCGGAAACAAAUAUAGUUUGAAAUGUGACCAUGGCAAAGCAGUUUUCUAUUUUAAAAGAGCUCUAAGACUGAAUCCAUCAAAUGUAACUGCUUGGACCCUAUUAGGACAUGAAUAUAUUGAGAUGAAAAAUUCUUAUGCUGCUAUAGCGUCUUAUCGUCAAGCGUUGAAAAUUAAUGUAAGAGACUACAGAGCUUGGUAUGGAUUGGGACAAAUUUAUGAACUUGUGAAGUUGCCUCAUUAUGCGAUGUACUAUUUUAAGAGAGCCAAUAAACUGAGACCUCAUGAUCCUCUUAUGCACAUUGCUCUGGGCGAAAUUUACGAACGCAGCGAUCAAAUAUACGAGGCUUUGAUAUGUUUUUAUCGAGCACUCCUCUAUGACCCAGAAGGAGCAGUGCUGCUUAAACUAUCAAGAUUAUACGAAAGAUACAACGAUAGUAGUGUCAAUUACAUUAUUCGGGAUAAUUUUAUUAUCAUCAAUAAAAACGCUUUCAAAGUUGCAUGUAGAGUGAAAAAAGAAGUCACUAACAAGUUUGUAGAAUUAGCUUUAGGGAAAAUAUACUUAUACUUGGGAUAUUUUUACUUGGAACAACAUAAUUAUGAACGAGCUGCGAGUAUGAUUGAGAGACACGAAACUCGCAAUCCAGAACACAAACAUCAUAACUGUGAGCUUCAAGCUCAAAUCAACACGUUGCUACGAGAACUUGAAUCAAAAAUGGGCCAAUCAACUAGUACUUCAUCAGGAGCACGCAGAUUCUUGUUUGGAUAGCAUUAAAUUACAUUAACGUCAAGUGUAAAUUGUAUAAUUUCAGUAUCUGGUUGAACAGAUUAUUCCUAUGUACAAUAUUAGUUAUACAUUAAAUUCGGCUAUCAUGGAAUACCUGAUUUUAAUUGAGUGCUUGAAGUUCUGAGAUCUAGUCUGGUAUAAUAGAAUAAUUUAAAAUAAGAUAUUUAAAGUUAAGUCUGUAAUAGUUUGUCUUAGGAGUGGUUGUAUGGAGAAGGUCCGAAACGAAAGAGGGUAAGAACAAAUGAUUGAGUUAUAAAAUAUACAUAAGUAAUUAGUCUUGACUAUAAGUGACAAUGAAAGUAUGUAGUUAGUAAGUUGAAAUGUGACCCACAAAAGUGUUGAGCAAAAUAUUUGAUAGAAAUUUAAUAUAUAUGGUAAAUAAAUGUAUAAGGUUGCAUAUCGUACUUUAUAGGAUAGGAUACUUUAUCAGGACGAUGUUUGGUGACAAAGGAAGUUUGGUCGGCUUUAAUAGAUAGUUAGAUGAUAUUAUUUAUUCAGCAAAACUUCAUUGGUCUCAUAGCGGUAUGAAUUGAUUUCACAUAAAUUACAUUUUGUAUUUAUUGUAAACCGUUAAUUUUGUAUGUAUUUUUUAAUAUUAGACAAUUUUAAUUAACUAUAAAGUACUGAUUAUUAAUUAUUUAUUUUA
Adelges cooleyi (spruce gall adelgid) is the source of this 2970-nucleotide messenger RNA. RefSeq names its product cell division cycle protein 23 homolog. Gene Ontology annotation, cellular component: anaphase-promoting complex. The record is from RefSeq and is a predicted model, not a curated record. NCBI's taxonomy places the organism in Eukaryota, Metazoa, Arthropoda, Insecta, Hemiptera, Adelgidae. Gene Ontology annotation, molecular function: protein binding. The coding region runs from base 339 to 2306 and encodes 655 amino acids. The transcript has 9 exons. Gene Ontology annotation, biological process: cell division.